This is a messenger RNA of Ictalurus punctatus (channel catfish), 2501 nucleotides long. It is a transcript of the gene etv7, whose product is annotated as ETS variant transcription factor 7. Gene Ontology annotation, molecular function: DNA-binding transcription factor activity, RNA polymerase II-specific; sequence-specific DNA binding. Lineage: Eukaryota; Metazoa; Chordata; Actinopteri; Siluriformes; Ictaluridae. The coding region runs from base 203 to 1315 and encodes 370 amino acids. The record is from RefSeq and is a predicted model, not a curated record. Gene Ontology annotation, cellular component: nucleus. The transcript is spliced from 9 exons. Gene Ontology annotation, biological process: regulation of transcription by RNA polymerase II; cell differentiation.
CCUCUUUCACUUUCAUUUCCCGGAAGGUUCCUACACCAACAGCAACCUCUUUCGACUCUCUUUCAGCAGCGACUGCAUCUGGGAGAAGAUUUCACUUCAUUUCUCUAUACAGCAGAUCCAGAUCACCUCCUACAGCUCCAUCGCUGAGCACUUCUUUAACUAGUUCUGAAAACAAUGCGGUGUGCAGUUUGGUAAACACAAAAUGACCAACAGCUCCACAGCGCCUAAACUCAUCACGGACACAGGUGAUGGUGAACCUGAACUCCAAACCACAAACCCCUCAACCUCCAUGUUUCCUGAAACACCAGAUGAACUCUGCAAACUUCCUGGAAGAUUACGUAUUAAUCCGUCCCUGUGGGAUAAGGACGAUGUUAAUUUGUGGCUGCGGUGGGCUCAGCGGGAAUACGCCCUGCGCCGUGCCGAUCACGAGAAGUUUGAGAUGAACGGCAAAGCACUGUGUCUCCUCACCAAGGAGGAUUUCCGCCUGCGCUGUCCCAGUUCAGGUGACGUCCUGUAUGAGCUCCUACAGCACGUGAAGCAGCAGAGACGCUCUCACACACACGCAGCAAACAGCUCUCUCGGGACUGCAGGUCUCUGCAGCUCAACUAACAGAUCUGUGCCUGUGUGUCCAGUGAAUCCACACUCACGAACCCUAACAACACCGGCUCCAGAAAUGAGAGAAAACUCACAAGAUCAGCACUCCAGCCUUCCACAAGCACACACAGAUACGCCAUGUGUUUCUGAAGAAGGGAAACCACAGCCGUCUCCAGUCGUGGCUGCCCAUCCUCACAUCUUCUGGAGUACAGAAGAACCGCUCAACCUGUCCUACAGAACAAACUCACUCGGGAUCAAAACACCAAACACUGAAGCCAAUGGGAAAAUUGCAGAUUGCAGAUUAUUAUGGGAUUACGUGUACCAACUGCUGUUGGACACCAGAUACGAAGCAUACAUUAGGUGGGAGGAUCGGGACUCCUUGAUCUUCAGAGUGGUGGACCCGAAUGGACUCGCUCGCCUCUGGGGGAACCAUAAAAACCGGACCAACAUGACCUACGAGAAAAUGUCUCGAGCACUGCGGCAUUAUUAUAAACUCAACAUCAUCAAAAAAGAGUCGGGGCAGAGACUCCUUUUCAGAUUUCUGAAAACCCCGGACGAGAUUAUUCAGAGCAGGUCUGAUCGUUCGGACCCCCCCGAGUCUCCUGAUAGCCCCGCCUCUCCUGCUUACAAAGAGGGAACGCUGGAAGUGUCGCCCUCGUCAACCCCAGACCCUUCCAGUCCUGAAUCUCUCCACAUACUCAGUGUGUCCCCACUGCCAUGAUCACUGAAAUACCCCAGUCUUUAUCACAAAAUAUCUCCAUCUCCAACAAAAUAUCUCCAACGGUUCAAUUCCCAAACCACACCUGACGUUUGACGUGUGAAAUGAAAUGAACUGUGAAACUAUACCCUUUGUUCUCUUGGAAGUAUUCAAUUCAUACAUUAUGAUCUUUUGGUUCAGGUUACAUUUUAAUUCUGUUUUCUUUAUUAAUGUAAUUACUGUAAUUAUGAACACUUCUUACAUGGAAUAAUUAUUAAUAAUUAAGGUGCGGAAAUAUUCAAAAUAAUUUAUAUUUGAUUGUACAGUAAAAAAAAAAAGACUCGCAGAAAUAAAAGAUUUUUAAAAUACAUGGAUUAGUAUCAGAUUUUGAGAUAAAAUAAAUAAAUAAAAAAAACAACCAACACUUCCUGUAUUUGCAUACAGCACUAUAUAUUUUAUUAGAUUAUAGCAGCCAGGGUAAGAGACAUUUUCAAAGCAUGGCACUUGUUUGUGACCACUGGAACGAGCGGAUCAGUAAUGUGAUGGAGUCCAGACUACUGAGAAACAAACUAAAUGACACCUGUGGUAUAAACUCGGAAAGGCUUUGAACAUGAACUCUCGUAUUCACUGUUAAGCAUGGGGAAAUAAAAAUGAACUAGUGUUUAUUGUAAACGGGUGGAGGGUAAAAGAGAGUGGGAGGAGAGUAGUCUGAAUUGGGUUCUGGAAAUCAGCUCCAGCUCACACAUUGAACUCUGUUGCCAGCCAUGAGCAUUUCCAAGCCAGUGAUGUCAUAUCCAUCAGGAGAACUACUUUACAGAACUGACUGACUUCUUUUAUGAAGACACACCACUCAAGCCCAAUGUUUCUGUGUACUCACUCACCUGGAUCAGGUGAUGCCCUGCAAGGACAGUGAUUGGCUCCUGUCUCAGACCUUCCCCAAGGUUCUAGAGAGAGUGAAUAACACUCAGCUUGUGACCUCUGCAGUGAGCUUCCUCCUACCCGUGCUGAGAAGUCGCAACAGGAGCUUAAAUCCCAGCACAGAAGAUCUAGCACACUCAGUCAUGGUUAGUUUCACCUUUACCAAAUAAACACUGAGAGAACAUCAAUGACAAAUUUGACAAUUUCAAUAACUCCAGAGCUUUGUGAAGCCCAUAUGAUGGUCACAUAUUUGUUAGUAGUUUGGCAAAUCCAAUAAAAUCUUUCAAAUCUG